Spea bombifrons (plains spadefoot toad) is the source of this 2026-nucleotide messenger RNA. RefSeq names its product REST corepressor 3 (gene RCOR3). Gene Ontology annotation, molecular function: transcription corepressor activity. Gene Ontology annotation, cellular component: transcription regulator complex; histone deacetylase complex. NCBI's taxonomy places the organism in Eukaryota, Metazoa, Chordata, Amphibia, Anura, Pelobatidae. Bases 267 to 1886 code for a protein of 539 amino acids. The record is from RefSeq and is a predicted model, not a curated record. Gene Ontology annotation, biological process: negative regulation of DNA-templated transcription; regulation of transcription by RNA polymerase II. The transcript has 12 exons.
GCUAACCUAUUCCCCGGGUUCGCGCGCCAAGACCGGGAAUUCGGGCCACCUUUUGGCGAAGACGAGCCAGCAGCCCUUGCCUCACCCGUGACCCGGCCGCUUAACCUGAGUUGCCGGGCCCGGCGCAGGAAUAUCCUGUGUCUGGCGGCGGCCGCUGCGUCAGGGAGGGUGUUGUGAGGCUGCGUGUGAGUGCGCUGCGGGCAGCCCUGAGCUUCCAUAUUAACGAGUCCCUCCGACCCCGCAUACCCACUGCGAUACCCACUGCCAUGCCGGGCAUGAUGGAGAAAGGAACGGAAUUCCUCGGCAAGAACCGAUCCAACGGCACGAAGAGCCCGUCCAGCGCCUCCAAUGGUCACUACUCCGAAGACAGCGGCAGCGACGACGAGCACGAUGUGGGCAUGAGAGUGGGAGCCGAUUUCCAGGCCCGGAUACCAGACUUCGAUCCCGGUGCUACCAAAUACACAGAUAAAGACAUUGGAGGAAUGUUGGUGUGGUCUCCUCAUCAUAAUAUAACAGAUUUGAAGUUGGAUGAAUAUAUUGCGAUAGCAAAGGAAAAACAUGGCUACAAUGUGGAACAGGCUCUUGGCAUGUUGUUCUGGCACAAGCACAAUAUUGAGAAGUCCCUCGCUGACUUGCCCAAUUUUACCCCAUUCCCUGACGAAUGGACGGUUGAAGAUAAAGUUCUCUUUGAACAAGCUUUUAGUUUCCAUGGGAAAAGUUUCCAUAGAAUCCAACAAAUGCUUCCAGAUAAGACCAUAGCAAGUCUUGUAAAAUAUUACUACUCCUGGAAAAAAACUCGGUCUCGUACAAGCUUGAUGGACAGACAGGCUCGAAAGCUAGCCAGCAAAAAUAACCCCGGAGAAAGUGAUGAGGAGGUAGAGGAGGCAAAUCCAAAGGAGACGAAUGACAGCGAUUAUGAUCCUAAAAAAGAAGCUAAAAAGGAGACAAGUCCAGAGACGUGCAUUCAGCCCGUGAAGGUUGCUCUUGGUAGAAGAGAAUACCAAAGUCUUCAGCAUCGGCACCAUUCUCAGCGCUCAAAGUUUCGCCCACCAAAAGGCAUGUACAUAAGCAAAGAAGAUGUUGUCGCCGUAUCUUGUAGUCCUAAUGCAGCCAAUACUAUUCUCCGACAACUGGACAUGGAGUUAAUCUCAUUAAAGCGUCAGGUUCAGAAUGCUAAGCAAAUUAACAGUGCACUUAAACAGAAGCUGGAUGGCGGCAUAGAAGAAUUUAAACCCGCAGAGUCAAAUCAGAAAAUAAACGCACGCUGGACCACAGAAGAACAACUCCUUGCCGUGCAAGGUGUCCGCAAAUAUGGUAAAGAUUUUCAAGCUAUUGCAGAUGUAAUUGGCAACAAGACUGUUGGUCAAGUGAAGAACUUCUUUGUAAACUACAGGCGUCGGUUUAACUUAGAGGAGGUAUUGCAGGAGUGGGAAGCAGAACAAGGAACCCAGGCUUCUAAUGGUGACGCUUCUACUUUAGGGGAUGACACAAAAAACACUUCUCAUGUGCCAUCAGGAAAGAGCACUGAUGAAGAAGAUGAGACUCAGACCAAUCAAACAACUCCUCCCACAGGCCAGUCUCCUCCGACCCAGUCCUGUGCCUCGGCUCCAGCGACCUCAGUGACCACCCUGAAUCAGCCUCCACCGCUCCUUCGACCAACUCUGCCAGCCGCUCCAGCCCUUCACCGGCAGCCACCGCCUCUUCAGCAGCAGGCCAGAUUUAUUCAGCCAAGGCCCACGCUCAACCAGCCACCGCCACCUCUAAUCCGCCCAGCUAAUUCCAUGCCUCCUCGUCUAAACCCAAGACCUGUAGUAACCACAACCACUAAUCAACAGCCACCGUCUCUUAUUGGGAUCCAGACCGAACAACAAGCUACAAUACAUUGAGCAACAGAGCAGACCUAAAUUCUCCAAAGGAAACAUUGUCUCAAAAACUCUAGAGAUGAGACAGAUAGCUUUGUCCCAUCAUUUUCAUCAAUCAAGUUCUCCAUAUUUAUUUAAAGGUGGUUGUAUGUAUAUAUUUUUUU